Molecule: messenger RNA, 1146 nt
Organism: Sclerotinia borealis F-4128
Lineage: Eukaryota; Fungi; Ascomycota; Leotiomycetes; Helotiales; Sclerotiniaceae
Source: the annotation of a GenBank genome assembly
AUGUAUACACCAUCAUUCUUCUCGCUGGCACUUCUUGCCUCGAGCGUAACUGCUCAAAUGUCAUUAUCCCAAGCCAUUGCAGGGAAUAUUGAUACUCUUUCUACUCUUUCCAUGCUCCUUGGGCAACAACCUGCACUUGUCCGCGCUCUCUCCAACAGUUCAUCAGGAAUUACAGUCCUGGCACCAUCCAACGCUGCCUUCACCAAAUUUCUCGCCGAGCCUGCAAACAAAGCCGCAGCUGGUCAAAGCGAUGUUGUCGCAGCUAUCCUUCAGUAUCACGUAUUGAACGGUAACUUCCCAGCCAGCAAAUUCACAAUGGAGCCACAAUUUAUUCCAACGCUUUUGACAAAUGAGAGCUACACUCAAGUCACUGGUGGACAAGUUGUACAGGUUGCUUUGGAUGGUUCAAACGCUGUCGUCACGACUGGGUUGAAAGAGACAAGUAUGACAACAAUGACUGAUAUCAUGUUUACCGGAGGCGUAAUGCACAUUGUUGAUACAGUUCUUACCAUUCCCAUCUCCCCAUCCAUGUCAGCCAUCGACUCAAACUUGUUAUCUCUUGCGGGUGCCCUCACAGAUACAUCUCUCGUAGAACCAGUCGACUCCCUCAAAGAUGUCACCAUCUUCGCCCCAACCAACGAAGCUUUUGAGAAAAUUGGAAACACGGCUGCUGCGCUCCCCAUGGCACAACUCAGUCAGAUCCUCGAAUACCAUGUUAUCAAUGGCACCGUCGGCUACUCCACCCUCCUAACCUCUGGCCUAGCCAACGAAUCUUUCCCCACCCUCAUGGGACAAUCCCUGACCGUCACCUCCGAAGACUCCAAAGUCUUCAUCAACAGCGCCCAAGUAAUCACCACCGACAUCAUUGUAUCCAACGGUGUCAUGCACGUUAUCGACAACGUACUCAACCCCUCCAACUCCACCAUUGUAGAAGACCCUACUGCGGUCUCCCAACCAAUUGCGUUUGAAGGUGCAACGAGUGCGGCUAGUGCGCCGUUCACCAGUGGGAUUACGGCGACCACAACAGCGCCUAGUGCGGCGACCGGGACGAGUAAUAAGAUGGGAGCGGGAGAGAGGUUGGCAGGUGGAGAGGGGCUGGGAGGUGUUUUGGCGGCGGUUGUGGGGGUUGCUGUUGUGCUUUUGUAG